Molecule: messenger RNA, 285 nt
Organism: Thelazia callipaeda (thelaziosis nematode)
Lineage: Eukaryota; Metazoa; Nematoda; Chromadorea; Rhabditida; Thelaziidae
Source: the annotation of a GenBank genome assembly
AUGAUCUGUAAAUCUGGUGCAACUCAUAUUGUAUCGGUUGAUUUACACAGAAAAGAAAUUCAAUCCUUGUUGUUGAAUUAUAUCUGUAACAAUAUUCCGGAUUAUCGAAAUGCUGUGAUCGUCGCACAAAGUCCAGAAGUUAUGCGCAGAGCAUCGAGUUAUGCAGAAAGACUUAGAGUAAGUUUGGCAAUCAUACAUGGUGAAUUUAGUAGAUCAUUGGAUGUUGAACUACAUCUAUCACUUCUAAAUCGACAAGCUUCAAUAAUUAAAUUAACCUAUAUUUAA